This is a messenger RNA of Mercenaria mercenaria, 4039 nucleotides long. RefSeq names its product tetratricopeptide repeat protein 12-like. Gene Ontology annotation, molecular function: protein binding. The transcript has 16 exons. The record is from RefSeq and is a predicted model, not a curated record. NCBI's taxonomy places the organism in Eukaryota, Metazoa, Mollusca, Bivalvia, Venerida, Veneridae. The coding region runs from base 11 to 2197 and encodes 728 amino acids.
UAUAAACAAUAUGGCGGACAUGGACCCGAAAAACAUGGAUAAGUUUCUUGACAAAGUUGAUGAGAUUGAGGCAAUAGUGAAGGGUUUGAGAGCUGAAAAUGAGGAAGAAGUCAAAGUGUCUAUGGACAAGGCAGAUGAAUUGAUAGCCAAGGCGGAGGCAGCAAAAAAAGAUUCCACUGUUGCUGUGUAUGAUGAUGACAAAGACCUUCCAGAGACUAGAACCGGCUUCAGUAAGACAUGCAUCAACAAAAGCUCUGCCCCUGAUGAGAUGCCAGGACAAAAUGACCCCAAUUAUGAUGGCAUGGAUAAUGUGGGUUUUAUGAAGGCUGUAGAAGCAGAUGCUAAGGAGAGAGCAAAGCGUAGAAAUGAGAGGAUGAAGGUUGCUGAAGGUUACAAAGAGAAAGGCAAUGUGGAAUUCAGGGGAGGAAACUAUGAAAAGGCCCUUGAGUGGUAUACACAGGCUUUAAGGGAGGUUAAAGACCACUCUGUAUUGUACACAAACAGAGCACAAACUUACAUCAAACUGGGCAAAUAUCCCGAAGCAAUUAUUGACUGUGAAUGGGCUCUCAGGGUGUUUCCAAAUUGUAUCAAAGCUCAUAUCCAUAAGGGCCGAGCACAUCUAUGUCUUAAGGAAUUCAAGGAGGCCAGGGAAUGCUACAACAAGGCUCUAACCUGUGACCCAAAGAAAGAAGCUCUUAUAAAAGAUUAUUUAGCUGAAGUAGAUCGCGCAGAGCUUGCAGAGACACAAGAAAAAGAUGCAGAAGAGGUGUUCAAGGAGGGUAACUCUGAGAACCUUAAUGUUGUUGAUGUAUUGACAAAGGUCCAGAGAGCUGAGCAGCUGCCUGUUUACUACAGUGGGGGAUACAGGGUACUGAAGUCUCUCCUGAGCUCUACCUCAGACAGGACAUUGUUCAGAACAAAAGGAGGGUUAGAUAUGUUGACCACAUUAGCAACAUUACACAACUGUAUCUCAGCGUCACCAAAGAGCCUGUCUGGAGAGGAAUUAGAUAUGCUGACUUCAGCAUUUAUGUUAUAUACAGAGGCUUGUAGAGAUAAUGAGAAAAGUACAGAGUUAGUUUUACAGACAGAGGGGCUACCUAGUUACUGUAUUCGAUUUCUGGAUGUGAAAAUGAAAGGUCAAGGAAAGAUUCUUCAAGUUGCCAUAAUGGAUUUUUUGUUCACUUUGUCCCAGUUACAGAUUGGACAAAAAACAAUAAUGGAGACAUUUGACGUGCCAAAGCUUAUAGCUGUGAUAUUUAAUUUAAUUGGAACAAAAGGUCCCAUUGCCAAAGAUGCUGCUAAUCUUCUAAACAACUUAGCUCUGGAGAAAAAAUUUAAAUCCAUGAUUAGAGACAAAGUAGAAGCAACAUUGGCACCUGCAUUUGAACAGUUAUUGGAAAAUUCUAGUCCAUCUGUAGCAUUACCAAGAUGUAUAACCAUGGUAAUGAACUUAACAACAGAUCCUUUAAUCAGGUCAAAGUUGAUGAAGAGGAACCAGCUCUGGAAGGCAAGCUGUAGUGUUCUGGAUACUCAUAGAACAAAAUUAAGUGAAGAACUAAGUGCAGAGAUAGUGGAGAGUGUUAUAGGAUUGCUGCUUAACAUUACCACUGAACAGUCAGAAUGUGUGAGAACUCAGGGCACCACAAUUUGUGAUAGCUGUCUAGCAAUUUUGCACGAGAGCUCGUGCAAUGAGGUAAUCAGACAGCGUGUUGUAGGUCUGCUUAGUCACGUGUUACCUUACUGCGUACCAGCUGUAGAUAAUGUCGUGAAAAAAGGAGGCACAGAGAUAUUUAUGGAGUUUAUAAAGGAAGAAGAGUCCAGUUAUGUCAAAUCAGCAUUAAAGGCACUCACAGCUUUGACGCAAAUAAAUGAAGAGGCAAGGAAAUAUAUAGUAAGCAAUAAAGGUCUUGGAAAGCUUAUAAAACAUUUGAAAUCUAGUGAUGAAGUUGUGGUCGGUAAUGCCGCACUAUGUCUCAGCCACUGCACACAGGUCCCGAAAAUGUGUUCAGCUCUUACGAAAACUGACAUUAUAAAAGAGCUACUGGUGUUGGCAAGGGAUGGGAAAAGGCCAGCUGUACAACAGAACUGUGCAAUACUGAUAGCUAAACUGGCUCAGGGGGAUUCUAAGCAUUUGGAAAGACUUCGAGAACUACAUGGUAUAGAGAUUCUUCAUUCAUGUAUGAAAUACGUCAAAUGAGGGAUUCACAGUGUGUGAAGACGAAUUGUGUGUAUGAACUACAUGGUUUUGAAUAUGUACAUUGCCAUUGGUAAAUUAAGUACAUCUGGUGUAUAAAGUUGGCAUAUAUAUUGCAAAAACCUGAACACCGUUUUAUACCAAUGUCAAGAAAGCUAAGAAUGUAUAGGGUUGUACUCUAGUAAAUAUGAUGCAUAUAAAAUACAAUGCAAGUAAGAACAUAUGGAGUAUGUGAAAGAAUAAGAAAAACAGAACAAAUGUUAUGUAAGUUGAAUGGUGGAUAAAUAGGAAUUCAGUUAAUGCGUGUUGUAUAGAGAGACAGGGGAUUAAAAUUUUACAUAAGUGGAGAAGUUGUAUAAAAUAUAAGUAUUAUGUUGUUGUGUAGAAGUUGUACAUUGGUGCACUAAGUGCAUUAACCUUCAGCCUGCUGUUGGCAAGUGAUUCUGCCUUUGUGACCAGUGCAGACCAAAAUCAGCCUGUGAUCUGUGAAAUUAUUUCAUUUUAUUAGCUCAUCUGAUUUUUUGAAAAAAAAUGAUGAGUUAUUGUCAUCACUUGAGCGGUUGUCGGCGUCGGCGUCUGCGUCGGCGUUGCCUGGUUAAGUUUUAUGUUUAGGUCAGCUUUUCUCCUAAACUAUCAAAGCUAUUGCUUUGAAACUUGGAAUACUUGUUCACCAUCAUAAACUGACCCUGUAUAGCAAGAAACAUAACUCCAUCUUGCUUUUUGCAAGAUUUAUGGCCCCUUUUGUACUUAGAAAAUAUCAGAUUUCUUGGUUAAGUUUUAUGUUUAGGUCAACUUUUCUCCUAAACUAUCAAAGCUAUUGCUUUGAAACUUGGAAUACUUGUUCACCAUCAUAAGCUGACCCUGUACAUCAAGAAACAUAACUCCAUUAUGCUUUUUGCAAGAUUUAUGGCCCCUUUUGGACUUAAAAAAUCAGUUUUCUUGGUUAAGUUUUAUGUUUAGGUCAGCUUUUAUCCUAAACUAUCAAAGCUAUUGCUUUAAAACUUGCAACACUUGUUCACCAUCAUAAGUUGACCCUGUACAGCAAGAAACAUAACUCCGUCCUGCUUUUUGCAAGAUUUAUGGCCCCUUUUGGACUUAAAAAAUAUCAGAUUUCUUGGUUAAGUUUUAUGUUUAGGUCAACUUUUUCUCUUAAACUAUCAAAGCUAUUGCUUUGAAACUUGCAACACUUGUUCACCAUCAUAAGCUGACCCUGUACAGCAAGCAACAUAACUCCAUCCUGCUUUUUGCAAUAAUUAUUGCCCCUUUUGGACUUAGAAAAUCAUUUUCUUGGUUGUGUAUUAUGUUUAAGUCAACUUUUCUCAUAAACUAUCAAAGCUAUUGCUUUAAAACUUGCAACAGUUUUUCACCAUCAUAAGUGGACACUGUACAUCAAGAAACAUAACUCUAUCCUGCUUUUUGCAAGAAUGAUGGCCCUUUUUAGACUUAGAAAAUCAUGGGUAGGACAAUAUUUCUAUUACACAAAAAAAAAUCAGAUGAGCGUCAGCACCCGCAAGGCGGUGCUCUUGUAUGGACAUGAUUUUUUGUAAUUUUGUACAAAACGGCUAUUAUAUGAACUGCAUGUUUUGAAGAUAAAAUCAGUGAUAAUUUUAUUUGUUCGCUAGUAUUUAAUUUUGUUAUCAGUCAAUUUAAGCAUUUGUUGAGGUAUUUUAAGGUAGUUCGGAUGAAUUGGUGGAGUUUUCAUGGACCUAAAGAUGAUCUACAAGUAUUCAUAUAGAUGAAAAAGUUCAAGAUAAUCUGAUGUUUACAUAAAACACUAUUAACUGUAUAUGCACAGUUACUGAUUAUAUGUGUUUGAAAAGAAAGAAGUUAACAGCAAAUUACAAA